AUGACGUUUUCCGUGAGGCCAUUGGUCGACCAUCUACUUGUUGACUAUAUCAAAUAUAAGAGCUGGGAGAAUAUCGUAUACAUUCACGAUGGAGCAAACGCCGACAGAACGCUACAUGGAAUGUUCGAGUACCUUAACGAAAACAGUCCCGAUUACAACCUAUUCGUAGACAACUUCAGGGCUCCUCCGGAUGAGGAGUUCUUUCGAGAAUUUCUCAAUGAUUUUCACCGGCGAAUGUCACUCUCACAAGGGAACAUGUCCCACGGAGAGGAAGCAGACAUUACACACCCAGUGCAUGUGAUCGUUGAUUUGGAAGGUGGAUAUCGGAUGAGAAUGUUUUUGAGAGCACUGGAAGAAAGUGUGCUUGUAAAGAAGGAUUACCACUACGUCUUUGCCAAUCUGGAGAUGGAAGAUACCGACUUGGCCGCUUUCCAUUUCUCAUUAAUCAACAUAACCGGUUUUCAAAUGUUUGAUCGUAUGGACAAGAAGUAUCUACAGAAUAGGAAGGACUUCGAAGAAACAUAUCGAGAACGAUUUCCCACCUUCGAUUAUCUACCGGUGCGUCAAUACUGUUGA
Ostertagia ostertagi is the source of this 576-nucleotide messenger RNA. Lineage: Eukaryota; Metazoa; Nematoda; Chromadorea; Rhabditida; Trichostrongylidae. The record is from the annotation of a GenBank genome assembly.